AGGAUUUGCCCGCUCGCCAUUCUACAUUUACUCUGCCCUUGCCUUCCCUUUUCCCUCACAGUCGUUUCCCACCAGAAAGAAAAGCGCACACCCUUUGCUUCACCAUUUCAUCUUGUAACUAUUUCCUCUGUUAUAUAAAUAACAUUUAGCCGGACAGCUGGUGGUGCUUGCCCGCCUUCAUUUCCAUUCUUUUUUAGCCGCGAAGUAUCCGUUUCUAAUAUUCUACAUUUCCUGUAUACUUUUUAUUUUGCCUAAUACGUUUCCCCACCAUCUCCCACUCUUUUCAGAUUGCCGAAUGGUCGAGCCGUCUCUUGCUGGAAUAUUCACGAUACCAGAAGAUCUGACCAAUAUCAUCAACGGGCACGCAAAGCCAACUAGCAAUUUCUCCAGCAAUAUGCCAAUUCUUCCGACACACAACCCGUUCUCGUCGCUCCUCGGAGGACAGAAGGUGGAUAACCGCACAGCGUUCUCGCCCUACACCGGAUCGCUAUCCAAGUCGUCGCCUGUCCGGGCACCAGAGGCACCAGAGGCGCCUCCGAUGGGAAUGGGUGCGACCACCAGCAUCACGCUGCAUGUGCGGUAUGUGGCCAAGGACAUGUGGCGAAAGGUGACAUUUCCUCCUGGAAUCACAGUGACGCAGGCACGCGACAUCUGCAUGCUUCGGUUUAACAUCUGGCAGCAGACGAUGCUGGCAAACGAGGCAACUGGCGAGUUGAUAGGCGGUAGUGAUCAGCGGGCAUCGGUGGACGACAAGGGCAAGGCCGGCAGCGCCAUGGGGUUUGGGCAGCCGCAGAGUCAGACACAGUUCCGCGAGCAGUAUGGGCUAUUCUGGACGUCGGCAGGGCACUGGCUCGAGGCAAUGGAGAUGCUGAACACGUACCCGUUGCGCAAGGGAGAGGUACUAGAGCUCCAGCAUGUGGUGGACUUUAUCCCGCUGCAGCCGCACGAGUUCAAAUUCUCGUACGUCGAGGGCUACAUCCACUACCUGCAGUCGGACGGCGUUGCCAGCACGUGGCAGCUCAAGUGGGCAGUGUUCCGUAACCGCAUUCUGCGGCUGUACCGCAAGAAGGGCCAGGCUGAGGCGGAUGUGACCAUGGACUUGUCGCAUGGGUUCCGGCUCAGCGACCAGGACGGACACAGCUGGCCCAAGUCCAAAGACACGCCCAGCAUGGCGACGCUGGUCGACACGCUGAGCCAGAUCAAUAUUGCCGGCGACGGCGGAGUGCUGGUGGUGCAGCUGACGGUGGCCUCGUCGCAGGUCAACACAAAGCAGACGCAUUCGUUCCGCACGUGCACUGCGUUUGACUACGACAUGUGGCGGAAAUCGUUGCGCCACACGAUCUCGGGCGGGGCAGGUGGCGGUGGCGCGGGCGGCAUGGGCAUUGGCUGCAGCACAAGCGGUAGCGCCAGUAUCAGCGCCACAAGCAACAACAGCCACGUACCAGUAUCAAUGUCAUCAGAUUCGUCAAAUCCGCCCGGCCCCACGCUCCACAACAAUGUGAUGUCGCCACAGAGCCAGCGCCCGCCCACAGACCGCCACGAGGGCUAUGUCAACCGGAAGGCUCCUGACGGCUACGGGUUCCGGCGCCGCUACUGCGUGGUGCUGCCCACGGCACUUUACGGGUUUCUGCAGGCAGACGCCUCGGACGGCAUUCCGGACGAGAAGCUCAUUGACGUGUGUGAGUUUGCAAUAUCUCUGGAUCCAGCCUCAGUCACUGUCGAGGCUAUCUCGUGGAACGGCCGCUAUCUUUUGCGUGUGUUUGGCCCUGACUCGCAGGCACUGCGCGACCUCCCGCACGCGACGUCAAUGCCAGGGGCCGAUGAUUCUCGCAUCCAGUGCACUGACAUUCUGGCCACAGCCGCGCAGAAGGCAAUCGAGCAGUACGGCAGCACCUUCGGCUUGCUGCCAGACUCGCGUGAGCUCGUGCGUCUGAUGAUCGACGACCACGACGAGGGCCACAGGUGGGCCGUUGCCUUCAACAGCAUCGCAGGAGUCCAGAUCACCGGCCAGUCCCGCAUCAUCAUCGGCGCCCGCCGCACGCACUCGCUGACCGAGUCCCGAUCCCAUGUCAAUAUGCGGCCCGCUGAGCCGCCGGCGCCGCGCCGCAACACCGCACUGACCAUUGACGAAUGCGCUAGCAUCGCCUCCACCCCCAGCGUUGGCAAGCAGCAGUCACUGAGCGAGUUCAUGGUCAGCCAGGUCGAUGGCGGGGAGCCCAAAAGUGCUGAGCCGCCGGUCCCUGCCAAGCCGCUAAAGUGGGUGCCGCUGAGCAUCGACAAGUAUGUCAAGGAGGAUGAGGAGCAGCGGCGAAGACAGGUCUCGUCGGGCUACGAAUCGACCCUGGAUCUGCAGCACAACGCAUCGCUGAAGACUAAAAAAAGCAAUGUCAGCGGUGACGAGCACAACAGUGCUGCGUCGUCAUCGUCGGCUCGGCCGCCGGCUAGGUUCAACUGGUUCAAGCGCCGCGGGUCCACUUCUAGAUAGUCUUGCUCUUCUCUUAGCUCCCCAGUUAAAUGCACUACCAGUCCUGAAU
This is a messenger RNA of Linderina pennispora, 2534 nucleotides long. RefSeq lists its product as uncharacterized. The coding region runs from base 395 to 2485 and encodes 696 amino acids. The record is from RefSeq and is a predicted model, not a curated record. The transcript has a single exon. NCBI's taxonomy places the organism in Eukaryota, Fungi, Kickxellomycota, Kickxellomycetes, Kickxellales, Kickxellaceae.